Indicator indicator is the source of this 363-nucleotide messenger RNA. It is a transcript of the gene PRR15, whose product is annotated as proline rich 15. The coding region runs from base 1 to 363 and encodes 120 amino acids. NCBI's taxonomy places the organism in Eukaryota, Metazoa, Chordata, Aves, Piciformes, Indicatoridae. The transcript has a single exon. The record is from RefSeq and is a predicted model, not a curated record.
AUGGCUGACAGUGCCGCGGCUACCGCCGCCCCCCGUCCCGGCGUGAAGGGCGGCUCGUCUGGGCCCUGGUGGAAGUCGCUGACCAGUAAGAAGCACAAGGAAGCGGUGGCCGCUCCGCCACCAGCUCCCGCCAGCGAAGCCCCCGCCGCCCCGCCUAGCCCCGGCGGGCGGGAGGAGCAGCCGGCCCUCAUCGGCAGCGGUGAUGCCGCGGGGACGGGCGGGGGCAACCGCCGGAGCCUCCGCGUCUCCCAUUCGGGCCGCUUCAAGGAGAGGCGGAAGGUGCGCACCUCGUUGCUGGCCGACAACCGCGAGGUCUUCGACGGAGGCGGUGCCGUGGGCACUGCCACCCAAGGAGCCGAGUAG